AUGGCCAAGAAGAAGGCGAACAACCAAGACAAGACAACCCAACAACACCAAGACCCGACCGACCACGAUACCACGCCCAUGGAGGACCCUUCUGAGAAACUCCAAAACCUCAAGUCCCUCAACUCUCUGCUCCUCAAAGAGACCUUUGAGCGUCGUCAACAGGUGGAGUCUCUGCAGCAGUCCAGAGAGGCUUUGGAGUCUGAGUUGUCUCGGUUUGCGAUGGAGAAGAAGAUCUUGGACGAUGAGUUGAAGCAGCUGAGGGAGCAGACAAUGGGGUUGGAGUUGGAGAAGAGCGUAAUGGGUCUCUUUGUUGAGACCCAGAUUGAUGAUUUGAGGAGAGAAGAGGGUGAGAAGGUGAAGAGUGAGAUUGAGGUGUUGAAGGAAAAGGUCAAUGAGGUUGUGGGCAAUCUGGAAAAACAGAGGCUAUUACUAGAUCAUGUCAGUGGUGAGAGGGAUGGAAUGAGGAGUGAGAGAGAUUUUUGGGCUGAGGAGGCAAAUAGGUUGAGGUUGAAAGUGGUUGAAAUGGAGGGGAGAGAAAAAAAGACUGAAGAGAAGGUGAGUGUACUGCAAAUGGAAUGUGAGGCACUGAUAGAAGAAAAAGAGAAGAAAGAUGAAAGCAUCGAGUCCCUGAAAAUUGAUAAAGAUUUGGUCGAGAGGAGGUUGGCUGAAUCAGUGAGGUUGAAUAAUGAUUUGAAGGCUAAGAUUGAGGCCAUUGUUAGUGAUAAAGAGGGGAUUGAGAAGGAGAGAAGUACCCAAAUGGUGUUGAUAAAUGAGUUGAAGAAGGAAGUGGGUGAACUCAAUGAGAACAGAUGUGCUCUGCUGAAGGAGCAAGAGGAUUUGCGGAUCAAAGUUUGUGAAUUGGAGAAGAAUCUAGUUGAGGCUAAAGAGAAGCAAGAGAAGAUGGAAAUGGAGAGCAAUACACUGAUCUCAGAGAAAAACGAGAUGGAAAAACGCUUGGAAAGUUUAAUGGGGGAAAAGGUUUCCACCAUGAAGAGUCUGGAGGACGCUCAGAAGCAACUAGAGGUUCAGAAGCAAAAGGUGGAGGAGAUACUUAGUGAGAAAAAUGCGAUUGAGGAGGUGAAAUUUAAACAGGAGAGUGAAAUUGUUGAGUUGCAGAAGGACGUGCGUGAGCUCGUGGAUGUUCUUUCCAAAUUGGAAAAGAAAUUUGGAGAGAUUGCAGAGAAGAACAAGCAAUUGCAAUCUGAAGCUACCCACUAUAGAGAUGCAUUGAAUCAGAUUACAGUAGAGAGAGAUGAUGUGAAGAAGGGCCUUGCUGAGGAGAAAAAGAGCGGAGACAACCUGAGGACAAAAGUUGUGGAAAUGGAGAAGAAUACUGAAGAAACCUUGAAAGAGCUGGAGCAGAUGAAGAGGGACCAUGAGAAGCUCAUUGGAGAAAAGAAAGAGUUGCAGAGCCUCUAUGAAAUGUUGAAGGGCGAAAAGGCUUCAGCAGAGAAGAACCUUGUGGAGGCUCAACAAGGAAUCGAUGAUAUGCGGGGUAAAGUUGAAUCAAUGCUUGCUAAUUCAGAACUGGCCUUAGCCAUGUUGAAGAACACCGGAGCCCUGGUUUGUCCAUCCAAAGAUGAAAAUAAUGGAAAGCAAGAAGAGGGUGUUUAUGAGCAAAACACCAAAGAAGAAACUCAGCCAUUUGCAGCACAGCUAGAAGCCAUAAAGAAUGCUUUCAGAAGCAGAGAGACCGAGGUAGAAGACAUGAAGAGGCAAGUGGAGACUCUGCAGAAGACUCUGGCUGAGGCACACAAGAAGAGGAAUUUCUGGACCUUGGUGUCAUCUGCCACAACAAUUUUUGCUGCAGCAUCUUUUGCAUAUGUUGCUAAAGGCCACUGA
Molecule: messenger RNA, 1842 nt
Organism: Vitis riparia (riverbank grape)
Lineage: Eukaryota; Viridiplantae; Streptophyta; Magnoliopsida; Vitales; Vitaceae
Product: paramyosin-like
Exons: 1
Coding region: 1-1842 (613 amino acids)
Biological process (GO): ribosomal large subunit assembly; translation
Cellular component (GO): ribosome; cytosolic large ribosomal subunit
Molecular function (GO): structural constituent of ribosome; RNA binding
Source: RefSeq, a predicted model, not a curated record